AGCUCCCUUUUAACCGUUCCUCCAAUCUGUUUCAAGAUCAAUUGAUACCUCACACAAACAUAAUCUCGGAAGCAGACCACACAAUGGCCUCAACAACCACAGACCCAACGCCAACCACCCAGUAUGGCGGCAACAACAACCCCAUUGCCCGCGGCGCCCUAAUAGUCGUCGAAGGUCUCGACCGCAGCGGCAAAACGACCCAAGUCAAGCUUUUGGAGGACCGCUUCCUGAAAGCCGGGAAGAAAGUCAAGACCAUGCGAUUCCCCGACCGAACGACGCCCAUCGGCCAGAUGAUCGAUUCGUACCUCAAGUCGCAGGCGCAAAUGGACGAUCAUGUUAUUCAUUUGCUGUUUAGUGCCAAUCGAUGGGAGGCUGUAAAAACAAUCACCUCGGAACUAUCCCAAGGCACCACCCUCAUUCUCGACAGGUACUACCACUCGGGCAUCGUCUACUCGGCCGCCAAACAAAACCCAUCCCUCUCCUUAUCCUGGGCGCGCGCCCCCGAAAUCGGUCUCCCGCGUCCCGACCUGGUCCUCUUCCUCGACCUCGACGAAGAACAAGCGCGUUUGCGCGGCGGGUGGGGCCACGAACUCUACGAGAAAGCCGAGAUGCAGCGCCGAGUAAGGGAGUUGUUCUGGGGCUUGUCGCUGGGGAGGGUGGGGACGGUGACGGUGCCGGUUGGUGGUGUUUCGGCCUUGGGUGGUGCUGGGACGGGAGGCGAGAGAAAACGGGGUGGGGAGGAGGUGAAUAAGAGGGAAGCGGUCAUGCUUGCCGAAGGACCAACGGAGAUGGAAGAGGUGGCGGUUGGAGCGCCGACGCCACUGGCUGGGGCUGCGGGCGGUCCGCAUAUUGAUAGGGAGUAUGCUUUUAGGCAGGAGGAGGAGGAUUUGCAUGUUAUUGAUGCGAGCGCGAGCGUCGAAGAGGUGGCGGAGGAGUUAUGGAAGGUGGUGAGCGCGAGAGUGGAGGCGGUGGAGAGGGGGGAGGUUGGAAAGGUUGUGAGGAGGGUGUUGUGAUGAACACGAUGUGUUUUUGGGCGUUCGGCGAUUGGGUGUUUUGGAUAUCAAACCACAUGAUACGGAGAUUAUAAUGACAAAGCUGGAUGUUGUUGAUGUGU
Molecule: messenger RNA, 1114 nt
Organism: Neurospora tetrasperma FGSC 2508
Lineage: Eukaryota; Fungi; Ascomycota; Sordariomycetes; Sordariales; Sordariaceae
Exons: 2
Coding region: 84-1013 (309 amino acids)
Biological process (GO): dTDP biosynthetic process; dTTP biosynthetic process; dUDP biosynthetic process
Cellular component (GO): nucleus; cytosol; cytoplasm
Molecular function (GO): ATP binding; dTMP kinase activity
Source: RefSeq, a predicted model, not a curated record